Molecule: messenger RNA, 3979 nt
Organism: Zootermopsis nevadensis
Lineage: Eukaryota; Metazoa; Arthropoda; Insecta; Blattodea; Termopsidae
Product: serine/threonine-protein kinase 17A
Biological process (GO): intracellular signal transduction; positive regulation of apoptotic process; protein phosphorylation
Cellular component (GO): nucleus
Molecular function (GO): ATP binding; protein serine/threonine kinase activity
Source: RefSeq, a predicted model, not a curated record
GGCUGCCAUGGAGAGCGUUUGCAAUGCAUGUAGUGGCUUUACUUUUGUUUGAUCAGUGACAUCACCAAGAACUGUAGAAGCGCCGUUAAUGAACGACUCUUCGUGUAAAUGUAUUUGGUUUUCUAUGUUUUGGUUUAUACUAGAAUAAUGAAAUUCGUAAGUGUUUAAUUUAAUUUCGCAGCAUAUCUUUCGUACGUAUUAAGUUCUUUCACGAGUGAUGAAUAAUGAAGUGAAUCGUCUUUCACUUGGUUCGAGUUCUUGCUUUCUUGUAACGGAAAUUUCAAGUUGUGGUUACAACGUGGCACGUGUUUUCCGAUAAAUGCUUUACAUACAGCAAUAUGCAACUGCAAGUAGAUAUAACAACAAUAAAUAACUAUUUAUAAUUUAUCUGUUUAGUUCGUUUUUGAGCGCUCGUGUCAUUUUGAAUUUGGCGCUAAAUAUGUCGACACCAGAUUUUGUAGACGGGAUUUGUUUGAGUUCGGAUCACGACGGCCUUUUAAGUGUUCCUGAAGAACGUCUGGUGAAGCUUAUCAACAGGGAACCUAUAUCCAACAUCUAUCAUGUGGAACACACACCAUUCGCGAGGGGGAAGUUUGCGGCUGUCCGGAAAUGCACACACAAGGAAACCGGCGUGGAAUAUGCAGCGAAGUUCAUCCGCAAAAGACGACGUGCAACGGACCAGCGUAAGGGCAUACUGCACGAGGUAGCGGUUCUCAAGAUUGCCGCAGACAGCGCUCGCAUAGUUCGGCUACAUGAAGUUUAUGAAACUUCAACAGAGAUGGCGCUUAUAUUAGAGCUAGCUGCAGGUGGUGAGCUGCAAAGGGUUCUUGAUGCAGAAGAAGGGCUUGAGGAGCAGCACGUGGCCAGAGUCAUGAGGCAGAUACUCGAAGGUCUCUGUUAUCUGCAUGACAACAACAUUGCACAUCUUGAUCUCAAGCCACAGAACUUACUCCUGACUGGUGCUUAUCCAGACUGCGACAUCAAACUGUGUGACUUUGGGAUUUCAAGAGUUAUCAAGAGUGGAGUUGAAGUACGAGAAAUUCUGGGGACACCUGAUUAUGUUGCGCCUGAAGUGCUGGGCUAUGAACCCAUCAGCCUCGCUACUGAUAUCUGGUCUGUAGGAGUACUGACAUACGUACUUUUGUCUGGCUACUCACCAUUUGCUGGCAAUACCAAACAAGAGACAUUCUGCAAUAUAUCGCAGUGCUGUCUUAGUUUUCCUGAUGAACUGUUUGAUGGAGUGUCUUCUGUUGCCAAAGACUUCAUUCAGGCUACGUUAGUUAAGGAUCCUAGUAAACGUCUUACUUCUCACCAGUGCUUGGAACACCCAUGGCUGUCAGAGCCAUGCAUAGUUGAAAAACUUUCAAGUUCUUGCCAGGCUGACACAGAACUUACUAUUUCUUCAAGCAGUCCAGCAAGUAGCAGAUUAGAUCAUUCAGAGAGUACUGACAUCAAGAGUUUGUUAGUGAACAGAGCAGUACAGUGUCAUAAUUUUGAAACAAACAGAAUAAAUGGAAAAAGCUGUUCCUCUAGCUUUUCAAAUGGGGGUAUAUUUGAGGAAAAUGGAGUUCACAAUUCAGAUACCAAAGCUACUUCUCCGUCGUUUGGUCUUCAAAAUAAUGGCACAAAUAUUGUUGAUGGAAAUCAUGAGACAGAUAGUGAAGAGCACGAAGAGCUCCCAGUUCAGAAACGCCCAAAGAAUUCUGAAGACAGACGAUCAACUACGUACCCUGUAGCAUCAUGUUUAUUAUGUGCCCAGUGUGGAAUGCAAUGCUGCCGUCUCCAUAGAACAUCGGCAACGCCGGAGCUGUUACAUAUGACUCGACAACACCGCCAUUCCAGUAUGAGUAAUUCGCCAGUUGAAGUAAUUUUGGACAGAGGAAUCACAUGCUAGACAGUAGCUUCAAUGAAUAAGAAUAAAUUGAAGUGCAGUUAUUUUGAAUCUGGGAAACAGCUGAGCUGUUCAGUGCUAUCCUGUUGCAAACUAUGAACUGGUGUUGUAGGUUUGCAUAAAAAUGAUAUAAAAUAUCAGGGUUUUUUUCAUUUUCUUGAUUUUUAUAAAUGCAGACAUUGCUACAAAAUUUCAAUAAAUUCCAUCUUUAAAAAUUCACUGAGAUAUUUCAUUCUGGAAGCCAAGGAACAUUCAGGCAUACAAAGUAAGGAAAACUGGUCAAUUUGAGCAUCAUAAUUACGUACAAACAAAAGUGAUAGACUCCAUUGUAGCUUACAUGUGAUUGUAGUUUGUAGUAACAAACAUUGGUGGAAAAAUUACAGUACUGGUAACCAUCGGAUUUUUACCCUUGGAGCAUGGUUGGAUGCAGCAUCCCAACAUUUUAUUCUAUGAUAUUCAAGUGUAGUUCUAAUUGCUGCAUAGGUAAAAAAAUAUAAAAUGAUUUAAUAGUAUCAACGUUAAAUCAAAUGGAAUUAUUAAGAAAAAGUGCUAUUAUAAAUUUUGCAUGUUCUUAGUCUGCUAAAAAUUUUGUUUUCAGGAAUAUAUUUUGUGAAAUUUCAUAUUGUGUAUACAACAAAGUGUCGUGGAGAGACACGCAAAUAAUGGAUAAUUGGUUGAUGUUUACAUCCAUUGUAGUAGUGUUGAUAAUUAAUCUGCAGUAUACCAAGACACAUUUUUUCCAAGUCAUUACCAGAUAAGAAAGAAACAGAGUAAAUCAAAAUCCAGUGAUUUAAAUAGAAUGUGUUCUUUCUCUAUUUUUAUAUUAGUUAUUGUGUUUCCCCUUUUUCCUCAAAAAUUAUCAUGAAAGUAGGAGUUGUAUUUUGUAGUUCAUGUGAUUUGUGUCUUAAAAAUGCCAUCAAUACUGAAUAGACUCUGUUAUUGUAGCAGUGAAUAGAAGUUGAGUAUGUAUGAAUUACUCUUAAUUUAAAGCUGAUUGCUUUGAAAUUAAAUUAACUUUCACACUUACAAGACUGAUUUAUCUUCAACGUCAAAUUCUGUGUCUUUGUUUUACAGAGGUUGGAGUAAAUUAUGACAUUUUCCUAUGCAUAAUUCUUCAAAGAUUUAAAUUUCCUAGAAUGACUUCUAUAAUGUUGUUUCAGCUUCAGUUUUUGUGUGGCUUACUGAUAUGUGGAAAUUGAAUACUUGUGAGGGGUUUGUUAAUGUUUAUAAGAAAGUUUCAGUUUUUGACAUACACAAAUAGUGUUAUUGUCUACAUGCAUUUGUGUUUCUAGACGUGAGAAAACUAAUCAUGUAAUUGAGUUUAUCCUGUAUAUUUUGAUGGAUUCUACUUGUAAAUUAAGUACAAAUUUCUACUAAUGUCAGCCCAUUAUUUGCAAUUUGUUUCUCUUUUGAAUUAAUUAAUAUUCUUUGUCUUAAGAAUAGGCUAAAUAACAUCUUUGGCAAAUGAGAUGGUUAGGCCAUUAAGAGAUUUGAUUUAUAAAAUGAAAAUACUUCAAGAAUUAAAAAAAAAAAAUAGUAUAAGUAAUGAAUUUUCUAUGAUAGAAAUUUUUUGACUGUAAAGUCUUAACAUGAUCUCCAAUGUUAAGAGAUAUUUCUUAAGGAGAGAUAAAGUAAAUCAGUGAUCGUCUCCAUUGCUAUAAGAAUUCAAAGGAAGCAGUUCCUCAUAUCUCUGGAGAUCCAUUUUUACCAUAAUGGUGUAGUGAUGUUUUGUUUAGUAUCACAGCUAAAUGGUAUUUAUGUUUUCUUCCCAGACCAAAGAUAAUAUUAUGUUAGAUUUGUAUAUUUCUGGGGGGCUGCAUUUAAAAAAUUGUUUAAAUGACUGGGUCUGGUAAACUCAAAACAGAGAAAUAUUAUAUAUCAAAUGAUUAUUCCAGAUGAUUAAGAAAUUUUAAUUUCUAUUCACAACGUUGCAUUUUUCCUCAGAAUAUGUAAUAACAGUUUCAUUUUAUAAGUGACGUAAUCAAAUACCGUGUUAAUUGUCUUAAUACGUACUUAAAUUACAAUUUUUGCAGUAAUCUUUGUGACCAUUAAAACUAAUAUUAAAUAUAUUCUAUAAAAUUGCCCUAA